GAUAGGGUCUUACUAUGUUACCCGAGCUGUUCUCAAACUCCUGGCCUCAAGCAAUCCUCCUAUCCCAAAGUGCUGAAGUUACAGGCAUGAGCCACCACACCUGGCCACCACUAGUUUUUGUAAUGGGAGCAGGUUCCUUAUGAGAUAGAGGAAUGGAUUUCAUGAUUGUCUUUUUAAUUUCUUAGCUCCCCAAGAAAUUGAUUGGACAUGAGGAAACCACUCUUAAAUGUGACCACUCUAAAGCAUUAUCAGUCAGUCAUUUCACUCUAGGGAGAAAUCAGAGCUGUAUAUGGAGGAUAGGUAAAGUCCCCAAUAUGGAUAUGCAUUUUUAUAUUUGACUACUUGUGUUUUUUUGUUAGAUGCAAAUAAUACGACACUCUGAACAGACCCUAAAAACAGCUCUCAUCUCAAAGAACCCAGUGCUUGUGUCACAGUAUGAGAAAUUAGAUGCUGGGGAACAGCGUUUAAUGAAUGAAGCCUUCCAGCCAGCCAGUGAUCUCUUUGGACCCAUUACCUUGCAUUCUCCAUCAGAUUGGAUCACCUCCCACCCUGAGGCCCCCCAAGACUUUGAACAGUUCUUCAGUGAUCCUUACAGAAAGACACCCUCUCCAGACAAACGCAGCAUUUAUAUACAGUCCAUUGGGGACAUCCUGAAGUUCUUGAAAAAGAAGAAACCUGAAGAUGCCUUCUGUAUUGUGGGCAUAACAAUGAUUGAUCUUUACCCAAGAGACUCGUGGAAUUUUGUCUUUGGACAGGCCUCUCUGACAGAUGGUGUGGGGAUAUUCAGCUUUGCCAGGUAUGGCAGUGAUUUUUAUAGCAUGCGCUAUGAAGGCAAAGUGAAGAAGCUCAAAAAAACAUCUUCAAGUGACUAUUCAAUUUUCAACAACUAUUAUAUUCCAGAAAUAACUAGUGUUUUACUACUUCGAUCCUGUAAGACUUUAACCCAUGAGAUCGGACACAUAUUUGGACUGCGACACUGCCAGUGGCUGGCAUGCCUAAUGCAAGGCUCCAACCACUUGGAAGAAGCUGACCGGCGCCCUCUAAACCUUUGCCCUAUCUGUUUGCGCAAGUUGCAGUGUGCUAUUGGCUUCAGCAUUGUAGAAAGAUACAAAGCACUGGUGAGGUGGAUUGAUGACGAAUCUUCUGGCACACCUGGUGCAACUCCAGAACACAGUCGUGAGGGUAAUGGGAAUUUGCCGAAACCCGUGGAAGCCUUUAAGGAAUGGAAAGAGUGGAUAAUAAAAUGCCUGGCUGUUCUCCAAAAAUAAGGACCUUCAAAUAGGAGUGAUUGAAAUAAAUGACUACUUGCAUGUUAUGCUUUCAUUUGGGUGGGAUACUUCAUUGGAAUAAACUACUGAUCUUGUGCUGUGUCAGAGUAACAGACUAGAACCUUCUUUCAGGUACCUGAAUUGAAACUGAAUAAUAAAAACUCUAGAAACUCUU
Messenger RNA from Mandrillus leucophaeus (drill), 1443 nucleotides. Its product is annotated as archaemetzincin-2. NCBI's taxonomy places the organism in Eukaryota, Metazoa, Chordata, Mammalia, Primates, Cercopithecidae. Gene Ontology annotation, molecular function: metallopeptidase activity. The record is from RefSeq and is a predicted model, not a curated record. Bases 360 to 1268 code for a protein of 302 amino acids. Gene Ontology annotation, biological process: proteolysis. The transcript is spliced from 5 exons.